Molecule: messenger RNA, 3090 nt
Organism: Heteronotia binoei (common prickly gecko)
Lineage: Eukaryota; Metazoa; Chordata; Lepidosauria; Squamata; Gekkonidae
Gene: PPP2R3B
Product: protein phosphatase 2 regulatory subunit B''beta
Exons: 14
Coding region: 284-2026 (580 amino acids)
Biological process (GO): protein dephosphorylation
Cellular component (GO): protein phosphatase type 2A complex
Molecular function (GO): protein phosphatase regulator activity; calcium ion binding
Source: RefSeq, a predicted model, not a curated record
CUCCUCUCCCUUACUUCCGGUUUUCUCCAGUCCAAUACGCAUGCGCAUAUACUAUAAGCAUGCGCAAAAGCAAUACAAUUGUAAAUACUUGGUUUAAAAAAAUCAACGGAAGAUUAGAUGGGAGAGAUCAAACCGGGUUGAGACACUUUGCUGUGUGGUGGGCGGGACCCGUGUCUCAAAAACGGGUUAUGCCAGUAGGUUUCCGUUUGACUUGUCUGCUGUAGUUUUGAAAGGAAACUGGAAAACGGUUGGAUUUGAACUGGGAUUGCUUUGCGGAGGAAAAAUGCCAGCUGUGAAAGUUUUAAAACCUGUACUAAAAAUGAAAGUGGAUGAACUCUUUUUGUGCUGGUUGAGUGAAACAGCCACCCAGGCGAUGCUCAAGGACUAUAUAAGAAGUAUAACCGAGGAGGAGAAGAUAGAAAUUGGUUCUGGUGAUGCUGGAGGCAAUAAACGAUUUUUUUCUGAGAUAAACUCUGUCUCCAAGCAGAGCAUGUUAGGCAAUUUGUUGUCUCCUCUAAUUCCUACAAGUCCUCAUAUUCUUUCUCCUGCUCUGCCAUUGGGAACACCAACAAGUCCAAGAAGGUUUUCUAAUAGUCGAGGAAGACAUAGGUCUUCAAGUAGCCGAAUGGUUCAGUCAAAGAAAGAAGAACCUUUGACUCCAUCUUUGAGCCAAACCAUUCCAACAUUUUAUUUUCCUCAAGGAUGUCCACAAGAAAAAGUGAAUAUUGAUGCUGUCAUUGCAAAUGUAGAGAAAACUUUCUCUCUGUUUCCAAAUGAGAGAGUGUCAUUAGAAGAUAUGGGGAAAGUUGCCAAGGCAUGUGAAUGCCCUCUCUAUUGGAAAGGCCCUCUAUUUUAUUGUGCUGGAGGAGAACGAACAGGAUUUGUAUCAGUUCAUAAAUUUGUUGCAAUGUGGCGAAAGAUACUGCAGACUUGUCAUGAUGCUGCUGCAAAAUUUGUUCAUCUUUUAAAGACCCCGGGAUGUAACUAUUUGGUACAAGAAGACUUCAUUCCACUUUUGCAAGAUAUAGUCAACAGUCACCCUAGUCUUGUCUUCUUAAAAGAAGCAUCCGAAUUUCAUUCUCGGUACAUUACCACUGUAAUACAGAGGAUAUUUUAUACCGUAAAUAGGUCCUGGUCAGGAAGAAUCACUUGUAAUGAACUUAGAAAGAGCAGCUUUUUGCAGAAUGUGGCAAUGUUGGAAGAAGAAGUGGAUAUUAACCAGCUGACCGAAUACUUUUCUUAUGAACACUUUUAUGUAAUUUACUGCAAAUUUUGGGAGCUGGAUACAGACCAUGACCUUUAUAUUGAUACAAAGGAUUUAGCACGGCAUAAUGAUCAUGCCAUAUCUAAUCGGAUGAUAGAGAGGAUUUUCUCAGGAGCUGUAACAAGGGGGAAGAAAGCACAGAAAGAAGGAAAAAUCAGCUAUGCAGAUUUUGUAUGGUUUUUAAUAUCUGAAGAAGACAAAAAGGCAGCAACCAGCAUUGAAUACUGGUUUCGCUGCAUGGACCUUGAUGGCGAUGGUGCACUGUCUAUGUAUGAGCUGCAAUAUUUUUAUGAAGAACAAUGUCAAAAACUGGAUAAUAUGGCUAUUGAACCACUGCCAUUUGAAGACUGUCUUUGCCAGAUGCUUGAUCUUGUGAAACCAGAGUGCGAAGGGAAAAUAACUCUUCGUGACUUAAAGAAGUGUAAGAUGGCAAAUGUGUUCUUUGAUACCUUUUUCAACAUUGACAAAUACUUAGAUCAUGAGCAGAAGGAUCAAUUUUCUAUAUUGCGGGGUGCUGAAAAUGAAAACCAAGAAAUGUCUGAUUGGGAAAAAUAUGCUGCUGAAGAGUAUGAUGUCUUGGUGGCAGAGGAAGCUGCUAGUGACCAGUGGAAUGAUUGCUAUGAACCAGAAUUGAACCCUGGAGACCAUCAAAAGACCAAUGUACUAAAAUAUCAGAUGGAGAAAAGGCCUUUCUUUGACAUGCCUUCCCAUUUGGCUGAUGUUGACUUGGAUGAGUAUGACUAUGAGGAAGACUUUGAAUAAACUGUGCCACCCUGUUUGAACAAGGAAUUAAUACGGACUGUCUGCAGCAGGUCUGCUGAAUCUGUGUAGAGCUUUGUUUCUAGAAAAAAAGUAAACUUGUUUGGCUGCAAGAUUAAUAAUCAUUUAGAUAAUAUUUUGAAAACAAAAUGAGUUUGUAGGAAUGACAUCUUUUGUAUUUAUUCAACAGAUUGUUUACUGUAAAGUACUUAAAUUAUUUAUAGAUAGGUUAUUCUUCCUUUAAGGAAUUACAACAUAUCUUAGGUGUUUAAAGUAGAUUUUCAGGCUUGUUUUUAUACAGCACUAGAAUUCUUCCUAAUUUCUACUUGUAUGUGUUGGCUGAGGCCAGAAGUCGAUGCUCUUGCAGCCUCUUAGCAGACGUCCAGUAACUGCCAAAAUUCAAAGAGAAAAGGGUCACAAGCCAGGACUUGAAGGUAGUGGCUAACUUCUCAAGUAAAGAGUCAUUGCUUGGACAAGCUGGAUACACUGGUGCACAUAGCAAAGUAUGUCAUGCUCUGAAACAACCUGUUCUUUUCCUGUCUUUCUCCUUUUCAUUUUGUUUGCGUGACGCCCAUGACAAAAGUAGCUUUUAUUUCUCACAUGACUGCAGUGGAUAUUCCCAUGUCAAAGGAACCAAUUUUUAAACACUAUGUAAAUUUUACUUGAUCUGUUACGUGCACUAACCUUGUGAUGGGCAUUUAGUGUGUUUCUUCAGUGGUUAGCUAUUGACACAUUCCAUGAAUAUUCAAUACCAGUGGUGUCAGAGCAGUUGAACAGUUUAAUGCUUUGCUUGCCUGUGUAAGGUGAGAGAGCGCUUCUUGGACAAGCUAGAUGAUUGCUACUCCAGUUUUUUGAAAAAUCGUAAUGGUUUGUAGUGCCUUAAUUAUCCCCAUGUUCACCUAAGAAACAGAAUCUAAAGCAUUUAAAGCAAAACCCUUGCUGUUAAGAUUUUCUUGUAAAGAAAAAAACAGAUUAAGUUAUUAUGGUUGCAGUGCAGAUCUCUUACACCUUUAAAAUAUCAUGUUAUUAUGUUGGUAUUUUCAAAUAAAGUUUUUUCAUAAAUAUAA